This is a messenger RNA of Cynoglossus semilaevis (tongue sole), 1299 nucleotides long. RefSeq names its product ribonuclease H2, subunit B (gene rnaseh2b). NCBI's taxonomy places the organism in Eukaryota, Metazoa, Chordata, Actinopteri, Pleuronectiformes, Cynoglossidae. Gene Ontology annotation, cellular component: nucleoplasm; ribonuclease H2 complex. Gene Ontology annotation, biological process: RNA catabolic process. The record is from RefSeq and is a predicted model, not a curated record. The coding region runs from base 330 to 1247 and encodes 305 amino acids. The transcript has 11 exons.
ACGUGACUGUAUCGUUUUUUCCACAAUUUGUAAUAAUUUCUUGCUGGGAUAUUCAAACAUUACUUCAGAAGAAAAUUUAUGCAAUCUCUGUCAAAAAAAUACAUAUAUAUAGUACAACAGAGUGAUAAUACGAUGUAUGUUUUCUUUUUCGUUUCCCCUGUGGGAACAUACGCCGGCGUUAAUACGCGGGUUUUCUGAGUUCUCGUGUUGCAUGGUAGGAGAACGACACAAUUUCAAAUUUUAACAAGAAAUCUUGAAAAAAACAAACCAUAUUUACACUUGAAGAAGUUUACGCUGAUAGAUAUCCGCAUUUUGCAGAAUCAUACAAAAUGACAGCCAAGAAGAAGCGAACGCCUGUCGUAGACAAUGACAGCUGGGUUGUCAUCGCUGCAGACUGCGCCAUCAACACACAGGUCUGCGACAGUGAAUCAACUUUUAUCAAAUUAAGGAAUCCAUCGACAGAUGCAGCAUCCCUGUACAUGUUGAGUGCAGGAGAAGAGCUGUAUGAGGUCAAAGCCUUUGAGGAAGAUUUCCACUCCUGGUUUGUUGGUCAGACUGUACAAAGAGAUGGAAGACUCCUGUUUGUGACACCAAUGGAUCCUCUUUUUCUCAUCUUGCCUUAUUUGAGCAAAUCUGGAAAAGAGGGAAAGUUCCAGCCUGUGGAUCAAAUUGUUAUGGACGAAGACUUCCCAGCAUGCCCCAGGCUGAUGACCUGCACACGGUCCCUGUCUUCCCUUCACCACAUUGCAGAAGAAAAGGAGGUGGGGGAGUUAAAGUUCCAUCGCUACAGUCAAGAGAAGACAAUGAUCUGGUUACAGAAAAAGGUGGAGAGAACAGUCGUUGCCCUAAAGAAUAAAGGUAUUUCAGUGGGUGAAGGCGUCAAGUCCACGACAUAUGUCAGAGUAAAGUUAGAGUCAGACUAUCAGGAAGAGGACUAUCUGCGUUAUGCCCAUGGCCUGAUAUCAGAGUACAUCAGUGAAGACCUGAGCAAAGCCCUCCUUAAACACCUACAAUUACCAGAGCUCACAAGUCCAAAAGAGACAGAACCUCCCUCUAAGAAAAGAAAACUUUCAGACAAACCAGUAGAGGCCGGAGAGGACUACACCAAAUUCAACAGUUCAGACUUUGCACGGAAACCGCCGAAGAAGAUGACGGCUGCUCAGAAAAGUCUGGCCAAGGUGGACAGGACCGGCAUGAAGCCCAUGUCGUCUUUCUUCAGCCCUAAGGCCAAAGCAGAAAAUAAGUGAUUAUUGUAUAGUUUGUUACCAUGCAUUUAUAAUAAAGACACAUUCAAUCUCA